AUGUCACAAGGUGGGUAUUCUAUCUAAAAUUAAACUAAUUUCAUUGAUAUCGAAUAUGAUCCAUAAGUUUAUGUAAUUAAUGCUAAGAAGGUCAACAUUGCAGUAAGGCUUGGUUCUUUAGGAAAAAUUAACAAAAUUAUCAAUGAUAGUGACAUAUCUAGAUAUGUGAGACCAUAAUUUAUGUAUGAUAUGAACGAUGAUACUGAUAGCUUCAAAAAAAAAUCUGAUAUCAAUAAUUAUUACUGUCCAUAGCUCGAUUCAUUCGAAAUAUACGGGCAAGAAUCUAGCGUAAGAAGCAAAUAAUUGCUAUUUGUGCUGCAAAAGUGCUCUAGCGUAGCAAUUAAUCCAACAAUUGAAUGCGAAUAAAAUCCAAAAUUAUUCUCACAAAUGAUUCCGCAUAUUUAUGCAGACGUAGCAAUAAUGACUGAAUAUUUCAAUUCUAAGGAUUUUACAGAAGACAGACCUUUCAAGAAAUACUUUAAUUAACAAAGAAAAUACUUAGUUGAAGAUAGCAAACAACUAAAUUCCUAUAGUGUUAAGUUAAACACUGUUUCUAUUUUUGAUAAGCUCAUUAGUUUUUUUUGUCUUAGACUAUUUCAGGACUUAUUUCAAAUGUGGGUGGGUUCUUUAGUCUAAUAAAUAUGA
Stylonychia lemnae is the source of this 645-nucleotide messenger RNA. The record is from the annotation of a GenBank genome assembly. Lineage: Eukaryota; Ciliophora; Spirotrichea; Sporadotrichida; Oxytrichidae.